Molecule: messenger RNA, 3170 nt
Organism: Alligator mississippiensis (American alligator)
Lineage: Eukaryota; Metazoa; Chordata; Crocodylia; Alligatoridae
Product: protein FAM47E
Exons: 8
Coding region: 350-1609 (419 amino acids)
Source: RefSeq, a predicted model, not a curated record
AACUUUUGCCUUUUAUUCUUAAAUUGCUGCUUUCAACAUACAGAUAUUAAGAACAGAAGAACUGAAAAGAUGGCUUUUGUUGUUGUGAGUUAAUAAGUCUGGGAUUUGGUUUCCACAGCAACCAAUCCCAAACAUAUCUGGCAUGCAUAAUGCCAGUGGGAGCUUAGAACUUGUGCGUUCCUUCCCUACGGUUAUAUUACAAAGUAAAGCACCCCUAUAUUUGUAAGCUCAUUUAAGGGGAGCAGCUGAAACUUGCGAACAUAUCACUGACAACUGACAUGAAAGUUUCCUGUCUGUACGUGAAAGUUUUACAUGCAAACUUGUACAUCCCAAGGUGCCAGGGAAAAAAAUGCCUUUGAAAUGCAUUCGAGAAAACAAAUUGAAAUUCUCUGAUUCUCUGAACAGCCGGCGCUGGACAUUCUUGAAAAAUGGAUUGGAUGAUUUUAGAGAUGGCUUCCCUCCUCCAUCUGACAACAACAUAAUUCAUGGCACAAAGGGGCCUGUACCAAUUCUGCAAAACAAUAGUGCAUCUAAUGCUUCUUGCAUGGCUCAGCCAAAAGGAAGGAAAAGAUGCACCAAAACCCAGAUCAGCCCUUGCAAGCUCAGUCCCUUGCAAAAAGCCAGAAGGGAUUACAUCUCACAGAUAGAGUACUGUGUGAGCCAGCACCCUCUGGUGCUCUACCCUCAUCUGGAAGAAAGUGUCCCUCCAGAGCUUUUUAAAGAAGUGAUGGAUGUCCUGGACCCUGAAAUGUGUUUGAGUUGUGAAGCUGGAUGCAAGGAUCAUGAACAGGAGAACCAUGCUCCUCAGAAAGAGCAGUACCUGCUGGAGGAUGGGCAAAGAAAAAAAACCACCCCAGUGCCCAGGUCAUCCGUACUUAUCUUCAAAAGAAAAGAGUUCAGAGGCAAGAAUUCAUACACACGGCUUUCAAAGAAAGAGGUGGCAGCAAGAGAGAGGGCGGCCAGACUGAACUAUAUUCCUCCCCUGGAUGAGAACAUAAAGCAAAUAACUAAGGAGUUUUGUGACUGGGUAACUUCUUUGGGAGGAGAGAAAUACAACAUGGAUGAAGCCACCAUCCUAAGCAUGUUUGAUACUGGCUAUGAAACCAAGCCUACCAUCUCUGUGCCUAUCCACGUUGUUGAACUAAACAAUGUGCCUGCCGAGCUGAGAAAGUGUCUGGGGGUUUCACCUCCUCAGACUUCUGCCAAGAGUCCUCUUAAUGCAGGGUGCCAUCCCUGCUAUGCUAAGGAUCCUUCCCAAACAAAAUGGGAGAAGAUUAGGUAUGGAGCCUGGUACCUUGACCCAAAAACAUGGAGAAAACAAAAAGCAAAUGAAACUUUGGAGGCUCCAAAAGCACCUGUUGAUAGUUUUCAGAACAUGAAAAUGCGACUUAAUGGAAAGGAGGCUGAGGUCAUACAGCUCCACGGGACAUAUGCUUUUAAGGAAUUCCUUGAAAGGAAAGGCUACAGGAAGCCUGAGUUCCUUCUGAAGAUGCUUGCUGCAACCAGUGCUACUGGAACACAGGAGGGGUCUUCAAAAAGCCAUAGGAAGGAGCAUCUGAAGAGACAUGAGGGGCUGAGAGAAGGCUCCUCCUCCACAAUUGUCAAUUAAUGCAAAACUCUGGCUUAGUUACAAGCAACAGGAGUUAAAAAAAAACUCCUGGAGAGCUCUUGAUGGUCAGAAUAACUGCAGCUGGAGCUUGGAGAACUCCCCUAACUGUAAGCUUGAAGAUGGGUGGAUUGUUUCCCUUUACAGAAAUCGUUAGUCUGAGAGCACUUAGAGAUAGACUUGCAUUAGUGGAUAUGCACCUGGAAUUUACUGUCCUAGCUGCUCAGUCACCCUAAAGUCUGCCUGGAAAAUGCUACUGCGUUCUAGAGAUAGCAGGUGCACAUGCUGCACUACUUUGUUUAAUGGCCAUGGCUAAGAGCCACAGCAUUAUGUGCUCAAGGGUCUGUUGUGCUUCCAGAAGGAGCUUUCUAUCCAGGGACCAGACUCUUUCUUUAGCUGCACAAUUUACACCAGUCUGGACAUGCCCUGUGAGAUACUGUGCUCAGGUCAAAUGUAAGGAAAGUAUAUUGGUUUAUCUGUCCCAACAAACCAGCUUAUGCUGUCAUAAACAAGCUUCUGCUGGUAUAGAAAAGCUAUAAAAACCCACACUACUAACAGACAUUGCUAUAUCCUAGAAGCCCUAAUGUAGAACAGGACCCAGAAGCCACCCCUUUAUGAAACAGAAUUCCUUCCAGGCUUACCCCAGGGUCCAGGCUAGAGGGGGAUAUAGUAACCUGUUGCUGGCCUCAGUUUACAAGUCCUUCUGAGAUGGUGCAGCCCUGCACUACCUUUAAGGGGGCCUGUAGUGUACCCCUGUGGUAAAGCAACAGGGAAGCAGACACAGAAGAAACUAUUUGCUGUGGGGAAGAAGAUGAGAAGAGCAGUGUAGCUAGGCAAAAGGGGUUCUGAUUCUAGCUGAUAAAUAAACUCAGUCUCCCUUUAGAAGGGCCUCUAAAAGCCAGGAGAAAAUUUUGCUCAGGUCCAGCCUAGCAGGAGCAGCUGAGUGAGAUUAAAAUGUGGAUAGCAGAUGGUGUCUGAUGCAGAUAAAUACUGGGUUUGUUAUAGAGAUAGGCUCAGAGUACUUUCUGCUAUGCAUAGGAACCAAGAGUGGGUCUGUGCCAAUCCAUUCCUUGAGGUCUUUGGAUAGUAGUAUUAUUGCCAAUAUAUUAUGUUUUGCAAAACAACUAGGACUGUGACUCUGAUGAUAGGAAACAGGGCAAGAAGGGGAUCCCAGCCAACAAUAGUAAGUCAAAAACCCUGUUUCUCAGAAGUCAUCCGAUAAAGAGAAGAGAUGGAAAAACAAUUCUUGAAAAUAGAGUGCAUUUUUUACACUCAAAAGCAGUAACUCACAUAUGAGCUGAUCCUUCAUUAGUGAUCUAAAAUCUUUGCCAAAAGUCCUUUGAAGCAGAGCAGUAUCUUGCCAGACAUCCAUAAACAUAUUCUCCCUCAUUGGUCUCUCCACUGUGUCCUUAGGCACAGCCUCCACUCCUCCCUAGUGCUAAGCAGAACUAACUUGCAUGGUAAAGAGCCCCAGCCAUGUCUUCCUAGCAGGCUCUGUUAAAGAUUGAAACAGGCUUUGUCUUCUCCUCAUUCUUUCAGUAAAGCAACUUUGUUCUUCAGGUAA